This is a messenger RNA of Manduca sexta (tobacco hornworm), 4868 nucleotides long. RefSeq lists its product as uncharacterized. Lineage: Eukaryota; Metazoa; Arthropoda; Insecta; Lepidoptera; Sphingidae. The record is from RefSeq and is a predicted model, not a curated record.
GCGGCGUGGCGCGGCGGGCUAGGCACCGCGUGCGCCGGCCCUGGCGCGCUGCGGCGGCCCUGCGCUGCGGUGCGGCGACACGCGCGGCGCCGGCGGUGCAUUGUGCGGCCGCGGCGCGCGCGCACACCACCUCCCGGCACAUCCCGGCCGCUCCUGGCUCUCCCGCGCGUUAUCAAUGACUGUCACCCUCCACUGCACUACACUUGGAUGUCACACAUGCUGCCCGAGGGCGGAGAAGUGAUGCGGCGCGUGCCGUGCGGCGACGUGUGUCCGGCGCCGCCACAACCGCUCUCCCAACACGCGCCCAACAGAACAUCAGAAAACAAGGAACUGCUGCGACAGCAACUGCUGUCUGCGAGCAAAGAGCGACUUGAAAGAGCUGAACAACCCAAACCAAAACAUCGAAACAGGCAGAAGAACCGAUGGAAGCUCAAGUUCCACCAUCAGGCGUUACCGCAGGAGUACCUAGACCACUACGAACAGAGCCUGCAGAAAGCAAACGCUAAACAGAAGCAAAAAAAACCAAAAACUGAACCAAAUUUUGAUGUGAACAAUAUCACUAAUGAAACUUUUAAGAUCUGGGCGCAGAGGCUAGCUGGCAUACAGAAUGAAACCGGAGCUCUGACUGUGCCUAAUUCAGUGCUCAAUAUGUCGACCAAAAACUUCAAAGUUGACGAUAAGAAGAAGAAAAACCCCGCCAUAGCGCCCAGCAAGAUUGUCACCUACGACGAUCUGCCGUACAUGGGCGAGAUGACGUUGAACAACUCCAAACCUAGGAGAGGCAGGAAGCCUAAGAAGGCUGACAUCUGCCACCUUAUUUAUGAAAAUUACGGCACAGUAGUGCCAGGACAGCCUCCGCCUCAAGAUAGGUUAAACUUGAUCUGUCCGCCAUUCAGAGAACCAGCUGUAAGCAGCCAAAGACUUGACUUGCAGAAUAAAAUAAUUUCUAGCUUAUUAGAGAAGAAAUUGUCGCAGGAGAAUAGGAAGAAGCUGGAAAGUCUGUCUCCUCCGAGGUUUAACAGUCCUGACGAGCCGAUGCCAGAGGCGCCGCUAACCAUUGCAGGACCUUUGCAUAGCGACGAUGAACCCUUGAAUCUCUGCAUUAGAGACCUUCAUGAUCUGAAGAUACAGAUUCAAAAGAAAUUCGGCAACAUUUAUACGUCACUGCCAGAGGUAAAGACUGAAGUAGACGCGGAGUGCAAUGAGCACGAGCCUUCAAAACCUGAGCAGCCUAAUGCUAUUUCUGUUAUUCAGAGGAACACUAACGUCGCACCACAAACGGCAAGCAGUUCCCCAGACCUUUCUAGGCAAAGGACGAAUGUUUCGCCAGCUUUGUCGGAGCCGGCGCAGUCCACCGCCAGUCCAGACGAGGAAGGCAAGUUCCCGGGAUAUGUGUACUGGCCCAAUGCAGGAAUAUACAUGCAUCCCUUAGCGCUACAGACACAGCUUCUAUAUUACCAAAGGCUAGCAGGACAGUUGCCGUUCGACGAGCAGAAUCCUCCAACACCAAAUAGUGUUAGUGAAGUGAGCGAUGCCUCUUUAGAUGAGGGCAAGAACAAAUUAGUGCUCAAGCAAAUUUCGGAGUUACUCGACCCGAAGGUCAUCAAACAAGUUGAAGAGGCGAAGCGGAGUCCAGAACAGAAGAUGAAGAGGGCAUCACCCAACCCGGUGCAGGGACCGGUCAAGAGGAAACGAUCGGCUAUUUUCAUCCCUCCAAUACCCACCAAAAGUAACUCUACAACGCCAACUACAGAAGUGAGUAUUUGUAAGUUCAAAUUCACCGGGGGAUCAAAGCCAUCACUUCAAGAAAAGAAGAUGCUCUCAGUGGAUUCUGGAGGAAAUUUUAGGUAUUAUAGUGGUACUGGAAAUAAGGGAAACAAGGGCUACGAUUACUUGCAACGGGACUCCAAUCAAGGGAGAAGUCAGGACGCAGGGGAAUCCUCAUCAACUUUACCCAAAGACAGCGCAGCGUUGAAAGAAGACUUGAGCAAAAAGAAGAGGAAAUCGAGAAAAAGUCUGCAAAGGGAAAAACUAGAACAGACUUUUAAAGAAAAGGGGUUUUUGAUCCAAACACAGCAGCUACAGUCUGCUGAAGGCGCAACUUAUUGUAAAUUUAGGCAGCUAAGGAAAUUUACCAGGUAUCUAUUCAGGAGUUGGAAGGACUACCUUCCCGGGGAGCUAGACGAGAGGCCGGCAGAGAGCAAUCCGCCGCCCAGCAGUGAGACCAGCACGGCGGGCGAGUGGGGGUGAGGAUAGCUUGUUGAAGCCAGGCCACAGACACUUGAGGGUGUAGUUAACCGAAACGAGAUUGUGUGCGUUUACAUCCGACAUUUUGUCGCAAUAUUGAUCGACAUGAAGUGCUAGCAUAUAUGGUGUCACCGCACACCUCAGAUAAUGUAGGAGACCAUAUAAAGAUAUCGAGCAAGGAGUCCAACAACUAGUGUACACAAAUUUCUCGUUUCGACUAAUGAAUUGAGUUAACUAAUUGAGUGAAAUAGUGAGUGAACUGAACUCUUAACUUAAGGUGCGGUCGAUCUGUUAUUUAUACGAAGCUAGUAGCGUAAGUGUUGAUAUUAAUUUGUUAAUGUGGAUAAAUGAGCCAUUUAUUUGGGAUCUAAUUUAGGAUUCAGUGCCAUAUUACAUAGGUACUCGUUUUAAACUGCCUCAGAACUUGUGGGCAAUGUCCACAUGCCACUUCUGGAGUGUAUAUGGGCGGGAGUGAUCACAAAGUGAUUUGCUCGAUUGCUUAAUUGUAUUUAAAAUUAUAAAUAUCCUUUUAAAUUGGAUUCCCAAACGGCUGAUAAUGCAUUUAUAAUAUUUAUGUUCUGAUUGCUCCGUCCAGACAGUAUAACAAUAUACCUCCGCUUUGAGCAGAUGAACGGUUGUACCGCGCUUAACGGCCUGAAGUUAGUCACUAGUUUGUUAGACUGGGAUAGGAAUGGGAAAUAACCUCACAAAAUUAACCAUUCUCUAGUAACGAUGCAAGUGUGACGCCAAUAACAUUUCACUUACGUAAAUGUUAAUUUAAAUUAACAUUUACGUAAUACUAAUUAAUAAUUUACAUUAUUCAAUACUUUCUGUAAGAUUGCUUCAUCUAAUUGACAAUAUUCGACAGCUGCAUAAGAAGGUACAGAUGUAAUGUCUCAGAACAAUGUCAAGCAUGUAAUGUAUUAUAUCUAUGAUCUUCGUACAUUUCAUGCCAAUCUAAAUCGUUCAUAACCGUAAGUUCAUUUUAAGUAGUGAGGCUUUUAAACUUAGAUUGACAGGAGAGAAUGGUGACUAACUUCACUUUACCAGGUUGUAAACUUCAGGCUAAAUAUUGGCGCGGAUUUUCUACUUAAAAACAAUGGUAUUAUAUUUGAAUUAUGUAUCGUUUUUUUGGUUUUAUAAUAAUUGUGACUGAAGUCCUUAUAUUUUAAUUCGCAGUCUGAAUUCUGUAUUUCAAUUUUGAAAGAAUAAAUAAACCGAUAAUAUGCACUGGGGGACAUAAUGGCUCAGAAUAAAUUCACUAUUACCAAUUAUUUAUCGUAUUAAAUAACGUGGAUAGAAAUACAGAAUCGAGACUGACUGCUAGUUAAAUAUUUUCGUAUUUUUAUACAAUUUGCAACUAGACUUAAGUGUAGUUAGCAUCAAAUAUUUGAAGUAACAAUCAGUAGUUUGUUUUGUAAAUCACACAGCAGACAGAUAGCGUAGAUAAGUAACUAUGUGCAUUAUACUGGAAUUUUGUGGUUAUUAUUAACCUUUUGUAGGAUUGUUUGCGGCAAAAUACUGGAAAAUACAUGAUAAUGAACAUGUUAUUUGAAUUUGGUCUCAUUUCCAGAAAAAUGGUUCGUUUUAUUGUAAUCUGAAAAUACUUAAAGCAAUAAUGACAAUUAACUGGCGAAAAGAGCGUGAAAUAAUUGACAUUUUGUAAACACACUUUAAACCUAGAAUGUGUACUCCGACUAAAAUCAGUAAAUUCGCAAACCACGCCCUUUGUUAGCAUUCAGUAUCUGAAUACAGUGGCGACGCUGUUUGUGAAUAUUGGGCAAAAAGUUAGGCAAACACUAGUCUACUUGAAAUGCAGUUGUAUAAAGCCUUUUGCAAACAUUAUUUUUGUUAUGUCAAUAUGGAACCAAAUUAUAAAUAUAAGUUAUAUACAAACAAUUUGUUGUGGCCAUAUUGAAAAAUUUUGCGAGUGUUCAUUUUUAAUGCUACUGAAUAUACACGACGAGCUUAUUGUACACGGUUGCAACUAUUUUUCAAUAUAUUUCUGUGUACUGUAAAUCUUAAACAUCAUAGGACCCAUACCAUGUCUUGACGGUCCUUCUUUUGGCGUAUUUGACAAAAUAUUCUAGUAUGUAAUCGAAAUAAAAUCAACAAAUCGUCAAUAAUGAAUUUGCUAAAAACGCAUAUUUCAUAUACGCCACUGAAGUACCGAAACUUUGAAUUACAGUCAUAUUCAUUAUAAAGUAUAACAUGCACUACAAAUUGUUAAUAAAUACUAUAAACUGUCUAUACCGUGACUGGAAACAUCUUUGAGUCUUCACACGAAUCCCUGUAAUAUUACUAACAAAACUAGUCAGUUGACACCUCUAACAGUAGUUUAAGUCAGGGAUGUGUUAUGGUUAGGUGCCUCUAGAGUAAGGUUUAAUCCAUUUUCACAAACUCUAGGUGACCCUAAAAGGUUGCUGAAUACUUUAUAAUUAAGAUACUUAAUAUGAUGUUAAUUCGGCGUCUAACCGUAACCAAGAGGUAAUCUAGUCAUUAAUGUUAAGUUAAUGUACAGUAGAAAUAAGAAUCAGUUUUCGUAUCAAUAAACUUUAUUAUACAAUUCCGUAAAUGAAAUGCAAACAGGAAUGUAAUUACCAAUUAAACAAUUUAACCAA